AUGUCUCUCACUGUCGAAGGAAAAAAUAUAAUUAAGCAGUCCUAUCGGACCAGCUACUCGAACCUUCAGAGGAGUCAAUUUAAUAAUGAGCCUGCCAGGAAGAAAUCACCAUUACAGGAUGGGAUGACAUUAGUGAGGGCUAUCUUUGGACUGACACAUCACGACUUAAUAGGGUCCCUAACCCUUCGGCGCCCAUCAGGGGCUUACUUCCACCACUAA
Messenger RNA from Nezara viridula (southern green stink bug), 219 nucleotides. The record is from the annotation of a GenBank genome assembly. Lineage: Eukaryota; Metazoa; Arthropoda; Insecta; Hemiptera; Pentatomidae.